GUUUCGCAAGCGUUCCCGGAAGUGUCGCGAUGUUGCGGCUGUGGGUUUACGAAACUCUGUGACUAAACGCUCGUUUAUGUUUUCUGUUGCUAAACGUAUUGCUACCGUGUGCCCUAAUCUUAUGAAUACGACCCUGAGCACCCAACUACGGGUCCCCCUUGGGUCUUACUGAAAUAACAAACAUGGCUUCCCAAUGCAGUCAUGAAUGGAGAGCAGUGUGCGAAAUUUUUUGUAAUGCUCAAGAUCUCUCUGAAGUAGAAUCAAGAAAAGACCCAGAAAACGACCCUUUUCGAUCGAAGUAUAAGGCAAGGGAGCUUUUGAGAGAGAUAUACUGCUCCUUGAAGAAUUUCGAUGUCGGUGAACACGAGAGCGUCAAUGAUGAAGCAGACCAGCGCCCGACAGAGCAGCCCGUUGACGGAGGAAAUGAGGAGGGCUUUGGGAGAGGCCACUGUGGAGACUCCCCAGCCGGAUCAAGAGCAGCUAAACUCGGGGCGGUGGAGUAUUAUCUUGGUGUAAACCACGUUGAAACAGAAGAGCUGUCUGCUGGAGAGGAACAUUUGAUGAAUUGCAUGACAUUGCUGGAAAAGUGCAGCAUAUCACCAGAGAACGUGUCUUUGUUCAUCCAAGUCAGGGUAAUGACAGCUAAAACCUAUGUUAGCUUUCAUUUAAGCCUGCAACUAGCAGUCCAGUGCAUAACAUUUGCCUAAUCUAUACACACACAUUGGCAUUGGCUGAAGAUAAUGAAGUAGCUAGUCAAAUAUUGUGGACUGACAUUGUUUUUUGUUGUUGUUUUUUUCAGAAUCAACUGGGCAUUCUGUGGGCGGGCAGGGAUGAAAUUGAGAAAGCCCAAGGAUUUUUGGAAACUGCAGAAGCAAUGUAUAUUCGUUACAUGAAAGAGGUAGGCAUGAGACUGUCUAUGCAUAGUUAGCCUAAAUUAUUAUUUUCUUUCUGGGAGAAGAGCAAGCAGCAGCAUCAUCAUCAGGCCUCAUCAUCUGUCAUCAGGGAGGCCAGCCGCAGAGCAUUAUUUCUAGUUUACUGUCCUAUCAGACUGAAUCCUAUGGGAUCUGUUUAAAUGUAACCUUGAAAAUUCAGAGUGGAUAAUCUAUUGUUUUGUUUUAUCCACACCAUAGGAUGGGCAACCCCCAAUGGACCUCACUGAGUUCUUUGUGGCAGAGGAAGAUGCAUUACCCCAACAGGAGAGGAUAAAGCGGUAUGGACGUCAUUCUUGUGUGGAGUUGUCUUUCACAAAUGACAGAAAGAAGUGACGUUGCUCUUUUAACUUGAACUUUUCACUCUCUUCAAACAGAUUUGAAAUGGCUUAUACCCACACACUGUACUAUCUUGCACAAAUGUACAAGAACUUGGAGCUGUAUGAGAAAGCUGGGGGCUACUGCCACAGUACUCUGCAGAGACAGCUGGAAUUCAACCAGUUCAUUCCUCUGGAAUGGGCCAUCAAUGCAGCCACGUUAUCACAAUAUUACAUCACCAAGGUAAAUUAUAAAUUAUGUAUUCUCUUCAUCAAGAUUAAUGACAUAUCAUUUCUUUACAGUGCGUAAAUGACUUGAUUUCUUUAUAAUGAUAUUUCUAUGGAUUCAUUUCACACGUCUUCUCUUCCCACCCCUCUGUCUGCCAGACCCUCUACAUGGAGGGCAGGCACUGUCUAUCUGCUGCCAUUGUCAUAGCAGGCCUAGCCGGAGAGGUCCCCUCAGAAGCCGCUGCCCAGGAGAGUAAGUUCUCACUCUAAGUCAUAUACUCAGCCAUGACAGUAUAUGUUCUUUCUGAAAUGUUUGUAUGUUGUCUAUCAUUCUGUACUCAUUAACACACAUCUCACACCUUUGUGUUUAGGUGAAGAUGAGGCUGAGAAGCGAGACCAACUUAGACAGAAGAGAGCCGAAAUUGCCAGGUGUUGGAUAAAAUACUGUCUUAAUUUGUUGCAAGAUGCCAAGAAGCUUCUCGAGGUAAUUUAGACAUCUUCACACUAAAUGUAAUUCCGUAGAUGAUUAGCCUAUAUUGUGAGACAAUAUCUCAUUUGUAUGCCUGCUGCUCUGCACAGGACAACAUUGGAGAGCUAGAUGUGGAUCGACAGGCGGAGCUGAGAGCAACACGGCUACAGGAGGAGGAGGAGAAGGAGAGAGGAAGGAAGAGUGCUGUUCUGUUUGGUUCCAGUGACACCUUUGACUCCAUCUGUGGCCUGGAGGAGAAGGUGAGUUGUGUCUUCCCUGUCAACUUUGAGGAGGCCCGCGCCAUCUUUCUGGUUGGCCAGGCCUAUGUAAACCAAGCUAAGGAGUACUUUGAGAUGGACGGCCACGUCACAGACCACAUUGAGAUUCUGCAGGACCACAGCGCUCUCUUCAAGGCCUUGGCCUUCUUUGAGGAGGACCUGGAGCGGCGCUGCAAGAUGCACAAGCGGCGGGUGGACAUGAUGGAGCCCAUCUGCAAAGACCUGAACGCCCAGUACUACCUCCUCAUCUGCCGCCAGCUGCAGUUUGAGCUGGCUGAGACCUACUACGAGAUGAUGGAUCUGAAGCUGGCCGUAGCCAACAAGCAGGACGACCUGGACGCGCACACAGUCAAGAAGUUUAACCACCUCUGCUCCUCCUCCACCAAGUUCUAUCAGAUGUUCCUCGACUCUGUCCGCUCGCCAGAGGGCAAGUGGCCGGAUAAAUUGGAGGACGAGGUACUGAGGCCAGUCCUCGUGGCUAAGUUCCGGGUGGCUCGUCUCCACAGCAGGCUGAUCUCGUCCAGCACAACCGUUCAGCUGGAGAACCUGAACCGCUCCCUGGAGUGCUACAACUUUGUGGUCCAGUACUGCAAGGACAACCCAGAGGCCAAAAUCGCCAUCGAGACAGAGCUGGAGCUGAGCGAAGAGAUGGUCAGCCUUCUGCCCCUCAAGAUCAACCGACUCAAGGCAAAUUUGGCCUCCUCUAACAGACUCUGAAUGUGCCCUAAACUCCACACUAUAAAGCCUGGUUAAACACCCCUAUCAUAUAUUAAAUAUGUCAUUCUCCUCAACCCCCAUUUGAUGUUCUGCAUUUCCUGAUGUGUAAUUUGUAUUACUUUUGGACCAAUUAACCACACCUUUUAAUAACUGAAAAUAAUUAGUUAUAUGCAUGAUGCUACAUUCAUUGCCUAAUUUAUUUGUUCUCCUGGCUGAUGGAAAAUAACUAUAAUGUUGUAUGGUAUGUAGAUAUGUAGCUAAAAACGAUAUAAUGGUAACAUGAAUUAACUAAUGUGAUAUUUGUUUUGAAAAGGAUAUGUUUUAAUCUGUUUAUUUCCAACAGACAACUGAAACUCUAAAUAAACAUAACGUGCAAAUAACCUUUUCUUGCCUCAAAA
Messenger RNA from Coregonus sp. 'balchen', 3336 nucleotides. The record is from the annotation of a GenBank genome assembly. NCBI's taxonomy places the organism in Eukaryota, Metazoa, Chordata, Actinopteri, Salmoniformes, Salmonidae.